CUUCUCUUCAGAGCCAAUACUGCAACACACCCUUUGCUUUCUUUCCGAGUCCUUGUUUAGUGGCAACAAACUUGCUAAGUCAUCAACCAUUCCAAUCCCUUGAUAGAUAUAACCUAUUAGUACUCACCUUCUUUUCUUCCUCCCUGCCAACUUUAGACUCAAAGAAAGAAAAUGGUGACAUUUGAUGAGAUCCGCCAGGCACAGAGGGCUGAUGGCCCUGCCACCGUGUUGGCAAUCGGCACUGCAACUCCUCAAAACUGCGUGGACCAGAGCACAUACCCUGACUACUAUUUCCGCAUCACAAACAGUGAACAUAAGACUGAGCUCAAAGAAAAAUUUCAGCGCAUGUGUGAUAAGUCAAUGAUCAAGAAGAGAUACAUGUACUUGACAGAAGAGAUCCUGAAAGAGAAUCCAAGUGUAUGCGAGUACAUGGCACCUUCAUUGGAUGCAAGACAAGACAUGGUGGUUGUGGAGGUACCAAGACUAGGAAAAGAGGCAGCAACAAAGGCCAUCAAGGAAUGGGGUCAACCUAAGUCCAAGAUUACCCACCUCAUCUUUUGCACCACCAGUGGCGUGGACAUGCCCGGUGCCGACUAUCAGCUGACAAAGCUCUUGGGCCUUCGUCCAUAUGUGAAGCGUUACAUGAUGUACCAACAAGGUUGUUUUGCUGGUGGCACGGUGCUUCGUUUGGCUAAAGACUUGGCUGAAAACAACAAAGGUGCUCGUGUGUUGGUAGUUUGUUCAGAGAUAACUGCAGUUACUUUCCGUGGACCCAGUGACACUCAUCUUGAUAGCCUUGUGGGGCAAGCAUUGUUUGGAGAUGGUGCAGCAGCUGUGAUCGUAGGUUCAGACCCAUUACCACAAGUUGAGAAACCCUUGUUUGAAUUGGUAUGGACUGCACAAACGAUCCUUCCAGAUAGUGAAGGAGCAAUUGACGGUCACCUUCGUGAAGUCGGGCUUACAUUCCAUCUCCUCAAGGAUGUUCCUGGUCUUAUCUCAAAGAACAUUGAGAAAGCUCUUGCUGAGGCCUUUCAACCUUUAGGUAUCUCUGAUUACAAUUCCAUCUUUUGGAUCGCACACCCUGGUGGACCAGCAAUUCUGGACCAAGUGGAAGCCAAAUUAAGCUUAAAGCCAGAGAAAAUGCAAGCCACUCGACAUGUGCUUAGCGAGUAUGGUAACAUGUCAAGUGCAUGUGUGUUAUUCAUCUUGGAUGAGAUGAGGAGGAAGUCAAAAGAAGACGGACUUGCCACAACAGGCGAGGGGCUGGAAUGGGGUGUCCUAUUUGGUUUCGGGCCCGGACUCACUGUUGAGACUGUAGUGCUCCACAGUGUUGCCACUUAAAUUGCCUCGAUAUUCUAUAAUUAUAUGUUUAUUUAAUUCUUACUUUGUUUUUGGUGGAUUUUAUCUUCACUUGGUUCAUUGAGCAUUUGAAUAAAGUUCGUUUUUGUGUUCCAAAUGUAAUAUGGUGUUUGCUUAAUGUACCCUUCCAUAUCAUAUUUGUAAUACAGAUAUUCGUCAAUUCGCAAUUUCAUGAUA
Molecule: messenger RNA, 1536 nt
Organism: Medicago truncatula (barrel medic)
Lineage: Eukaryota; Viridiplantae; Streptophyta; Magnoliopsida; Fabales; Fabaceae
Product: chalcone synthase 1B
Exons: 2
Coding region: 172-1341 (389 amino acids)
Biological process (GO): polyketide biosynthetic process
Molecular function (GO): acyltransferase activity, transferring groups other than amino-acyl groups
Source: RefSeq, a predicted model, not a curated record